UUUCGCUGCAAGUAAUCAAACAAAAUAAAUCCUGGAAUGUUACACCUGAUUUGACUGCGUUGUAGAUAUUAAACAACGCUGAGAUGGCCGCCCCAGAGCAAGAUGAGAUUAACGAACCAGCUUCAAAUAUGGAACUUAAAACAUUUCAGGCAAAUUUUCGCACGCUGUCUCAAGAAGAAGGCAUAAAGGAAGACACUCAGCAGAAUCCCUUGAAGAUAAUUUGCGUAGGUGAUUACACAGGUGGUGUGAGAACCAGGGGAAUCUUUAUUAAGGAUUACUUGGGAAUUAAACCCACCGUAAGAUGUCAUCCUUUCACUUGCAUUGAUUUUUAUCUGAAGAAAGUUGAGUGGCAAAAGCUUGGACAUUCAAGUCGCAAUUCGAUUGUCGUACAACUAUGUGACAUCGCUGAAAUGGAACGCUUCUCCGCCAUGACCAAGGUCUUCUUUAAGCACAGUCAAGGAGCCAUGGUGUUUUGGGGACCUCACAACCCAUCGUCACUUGCUGGAGCAUUGCAAUGGCGGAGGAAGAUCAGGGAGGAUAUAUCGCUUCCGAUUCCUUGCGUUCUUGUCGCAGACAAUGUGACAGACUCUUGCUCGAGUUCAAUAAACUGGAUUGGGCCGGGAAAGAUAUUUGAGAGCGAGCUAGCGCUGGAUCAGUUCUGUAAAGAUCACAACUUUGAAAAUCAUUUUGAGAUCACGGCACGCGAUUGGGUGUCCGGUGAAAAGAGUGUUUUUGGACAGGCUGUGAACUGUCUUCUUGACGGGAUUUUGCAGAGCGAAAAGAAAGAAGAACAGUCUUGCGUGUAACGCAAUUAUUCAGCGACUGAUGUCCUUCGCAGCCGAUGUUAGGUUUUAUCUCACAACGAACUCCGCGUUUCGUGUCGAGACUAAGUAACGGCUACGAAAGAGACUGUUAAUUAAACGUGUACCAGACUCAACUGCAAAGUUACGUGUUAAAUGACUAUGCAUCAAGAAUUUAGCAUAAGAAGUUUGUUUGUAGAUAUCGUUAUAAUUUACUAAUUGGUGAUUUUACGCUAUUUUGUCACGUAACUCGCAAAUACCGGUUUCCUCGGAAUGUCACGCAACGUUUCUUCCAAAGAACGGUUUCCAGUAGGAGAUCAAGCUUGAACGUGUUCCAGGUGUUGUCACGCAACUUAGCAAAAUAAUUAUAAUUAUGUUAAGCAAUCAAACAAGUCAAAUAAUCAAGACCAUUUGAAGUUAGAAUACAUUGGAAAGGGGUGCUCAAAAUGAGCAACGGGAGAAUUUAAUAACCGCGAGCGUUGAUUUCACAAUUUCGUCGAGUUUGCAAUAUAAUUUGCUCUAUGGGGAUUUACCGCUGCUUGAUUAGCAAGCCACUAGAUAGAG
Messenger RNA from Pocillopora verrucosa, 1364 nucleotides. RefSeq names its product ras-related protein Rab-32-like. Lineage: Eukaryota; Metazoa; Cnidaria; Anthozoa; Scleractinia; Pocilloporidae. The record is from RefSeq and is a predicted model, not a curated record. Gene Ontology annotation, molecular function: GTP binding; GTPase activity.